This is a messenger RNA of Gadus chalcogrammus (walleye pollock), 2605 nucleotides long. It is a transcript of the gene mfap1, whose product is annotated as microfibril associated protein 1. Bases 127 to 1458 code for a protein of 443 amino acids. Gene Ontology annotation, biological process: mRNA splicing, via spliceosome. NCBI's taxonomy places the organism in Eukaryota, Metazoa, Chordata, Actinopteri, Gadiformes, Gadidae. Gene Ontology annotation, cellular component: U2-type spliceosomal complex. The transcript is spliced from 8 exons. The record is from RefSeq and is a predicted model, not a curated record. Gene Ontology annotation, molecular function: RNA binding.
CCGUUCCGUUCAGCGGUUAGACUUCCGUUCGCGUCGAGGAUCUCAGAUCUAGGAGCGUGGAUUGUAAAGGAUAUAUUUCUCUAGGUCUUUAUUUCUGUUUUGUUUUGUCCAUUAACUCGGUCCACCAUGUCAGGACGCGAGGCCCUCAACAUGAAGCUGCCGCCGAUCCAGUCCACGGCCGGAGCCGUGCCGAUCCGCAAUGAGAAAGGUGAGAUUUCCAUGGAGAAGGUGAAGGUGAAGAGGUAUGUCUCCGGUAAGCGUCCCGACUACGCUCCGAUGGAGUCGUCGGACGAGGAGGAAGAGGAUUUCCAGUUCGUGAAGAAGGGGAAGGACGCUGAACCGGAGCUGGAGGAGGAGGAGGUGUCGGAUCCUCGUCUCAAACGUCUGCUGAACCGGGUGUCUGAGGAUGUGGAGGAGAGGCUGGCGAGACACAGACAGAUCGCGGAGCCCGAGCUGAUCGCCGAGAGCAGCGAGGACUCGGACGAGGGAACCUGGCACCCGGAGCGAGAGGAGAGCAGCGAAGAGGAGGAAGAAGAGGAGGAAGAGGAGGAAGAAGAAGUUGACGAUGAGGAAAUCGAGAGGCGGCGACAGAUGAUGCGCCAGAGGGCUGAAGAGCGGAAGAACGAGGACAUGGAGAUCAUGGAGGUGGAGGAGGAGGGGAAGUCGGGGGAGGAGGCCGAGUCGGAGUCGGAAUAUGAGGAAUACACCGACAGCGAGGACGAGGCGGAGCCAAGGCUGAAGCCCGUCUUCAUAAGGAAGAAGGACAGGGUCACGGUGGUGGAGCGCGAGGUGGAGGAGCUGAAGGUGAAGGAGCUGGAGGUGGAGGCCAAGAAGCAGGUGGAGGAGCGGCGGCGCUACACGCUGAAGAUCGUGGAGGAGGAGGCCAAGAAGGAGUUUGAGGAGAACCGGCGCACGCUGGCCGCUCUGGACGCCCUGGACACGGACGGGGAGAACGAGGAGGAGGAGUACGAGUCCUGGAAGGUCCGCGAGCUGAAGCGCAUCAAGAGGGACCGCGAGGCCAGAGAAGCCAUGGAGAAGGACAAGGCGGAGAUCGAGAGGUUCCACAACCUCACAGAGGAGGAGCGCCGAGCAGAGCUGCGUAACAGCGGCAAAGUCAUCACCAACAAGGCGUCCAAGGGCAAAUACAAGUUCCUGCAGAAGUAUUACCACAGGGGAGCCUUCUUCAUGGAUGACGAGCAGGACGUGUUCAAGAGAGACUUCAGCGCUCCCACACUGGAGGACCACUUCAACAAAACCAUUCUACCCAAAGUCAUGCAGGUCAAAAACUUUGGCCGUUCCGGACGCACCAAGUACACCCAUCUGGUGGACCAGGACACCACGUCGUUCGACUCGGCCUGGGCCCAGGAGAGCGCCCAGAACACAAAGUUCUUCAAGCAGAAGGCGGCCGGGGUGAGGGACGUGUUCGACAAGCCCACGGUGAAGAAGAGGAAGGCGUAGAGCCGCGCCAACGCGGACGCCUGUCUCGCCAGGCCACGUUUCGAAAGACUUUUGAGUGGAGAUUUUGGGCACGUAAUCACGUCCCUCUUCAGAUGCGUCAGAACAGCGUUAUUCUUUUUUAAUACUGCACUCCGGUUGGAUGAGUCGAUCAUUUCUCAAGAGAUUUAGGUCACAAUACUUUAUCAGAUAUGGUUGGAUUAAGUUGAAUAGUAAUACUCAAUGAAUCGUGCUUUUAGUGGCCACUAAAAGCUAGCGGCUAUUUACCAUAAAUUUUGAUCCAUGCUCAAAAUUGUCCAAGGGACAAUGUCGUUUUGUACAGUGUUCUGCAUUGACUUCAAAUAUCCACUUUUUCAAUAUAUUUCAAUGCAACUGUGGUGUUGAUACAUUAUUGUUAAUAAAAUUCAUUGUUUGAUUAAUCUCAGAUCCAAACUCUUAGAAUAUAUAAAUUAUUUUAUUGCCUGUUUGGAGUAUGCAGGAUGUUUUAAGGACUAAGGCAACCAUGAUUGGAUCCCUCAACCAUUUCAUGCCCAUAUAACAGGAUUUAUGUUGCACAUGCAUGUCAUUGUUUAAAACGAUUCUGGAAAUGUCAUUGUAAUGUGAUCACUUUCCCAGUCAUAACACUUAAUAGUGGAUCAGAUCUAUUGGUCUGAAAAUCAAAUUGAGUCUUGAGCUUUCAAUUAAUGGCCUCGAUUUUGGUUAUAGAUGCAUUCGUUGAUCGAUACUGGUAGGCUUAUUGUUUGUAGAUUGUAAAGAAAAAAACUAGGCUAACCAAAUGGGACAUUUUAUUAAAAAUAAAAAAAGCUUGGUGAGGAGAAUGUCAACAGUUGUCGGGCCAGUUUACGAGGUCAACAUGGGUCGGGUGUGUAAGCUAUGUGAUGAAGGUAUAACAGUCCAAUCCUCAGUUUGUCAGGGCCACCAGAGCCUCCACGACGUUCCCCAUGUGUUCCCUGAGACUGCGCUCCGCCACGCCCCUGGAAAUCUCCAUCUCCGACAUCUGUGGAUCAUCACAAAUCAUAGGAACCAAAUCAGUACACCUUCAAGCUAUAGCGUAUAUACAAGAGUGGGUAUCACCAAUAACUAUACCAUUGCACUGUAAACCAUAUCCAUCAGAAUGAAGCAUGAACCACGCCUAUGAAUAGAUCCUGAC